GGCGUAUACACUUCGUGUUGAACUCUGAAGUCGAAACUACAAGAAAGAGAAUGCCAUUCGCGAGAAUAACUCAUUCUAUGACUCAAGUCCACUACAAUUCUUAAAACCAUUUAAAUGAAUGAGUUUCUGUCCUAACGUAAUCUGUCAUAAAUUUUGUUAUGCGAUUGAUGAACUAUGGCAAAUAGGGUUUUAUGUCAGAGCGCAUGGACCAAAGUGGCUGUAAUAACUCAGGAUUCUAGAAGUUCUUGUUCCUAUAAUUGGAAAGUAAGUCAAUGGUCAGCAGAUAAAAAUGCUAGAACCUAUUAAACAUGUCCUCAACAGUCAAAGGAUUGUGUUGGCAAGUACAUCACCAAGACGUCAAGAGAUACUAAGCAGUAUAGGUUUAAAUUUUGAAAUUUGUGGCUCCAGGUAUGAGGAAAAUUUAGACCCAUCACAGUUUCCUGACCCUUCACAUUUUGUGUUGGAAACAGCUUACAAUAAAGUUAUGGAAGUAGUAGACCGAUUGAAAACAGAGACUAGGCCACCUGAUUUAAUAAUAGGUGCAGAUACAGUUGUUUCACUAGACGGGAAAAUUUUUGGUAAACCAAAAACCAAAGAAAAUGCAUUUCAAACUCUUGAAAAGCUUAGUGGAAGACCACACACUGUGUACACAGGAAUAAUUGUAGUCAAAAAGGAUAAAGUUGUGAAGUUUUGUGAAAGCACCAAAGUUUACUUUGGCCAACUUACACCUGAGAUAAUCAGUGGCUACGUAAAAACAGGAGAGCCAAUGGAUAAAGCUGGAGGCUAUGGGAUUCAAGGUCUGGGAGGAAGUUUAAUUGAAAAAAUAGAAGGAGAUUAUUAUACAGUUAUGGGACUACCUUUGCAUUCAUUGUGUAAAAAUAUCCUUUCUCUUUAUAAAGAUGCAGAAGUUUCAUAGUAUAUGACUGCUCUUUUGAGGUCACUGCUUAUUUCCAUUGCCUGAGCCUACGGUAGUGUAAGUCAUAUUUUAUAGAGUUGAUAUAUGUGAUGUACGAAUUUUUGCUGUUCAGCCAAUUGAUGUGAGUGAGUUUAUUAUUAUCAAGAACAAGAAUCACAACAAUACAUUUCUUUAGCACCUUGU
This is a messenger RNA of Schistocerca gregaria, 1099 nucleotides long. Its product is annotated as dTTP/UTP pyrophosphatase. The transcript has 5 exons. Bases 290 to 916 code for a protein of 208 amino acids. Lineage: Eukaryota; Metazoa; Arthropoda; Insecta; Orthoptera; Acrididae. Gene Ontology annotation, molecular function: nucleoside triphosphate diphosphatase activity. The record is from RefSeq and is a predicted model, not a curated record.